Molecule: messenger RNA, 1012 nt
Organism: Erythranthe guttata (spotted monkey flower)
Lineage: Eukaryota; Viridiplantae; Streptophyta; Magnoliopsida; Lamiales; Phrymaceae
Product: nucleolin
Source: RefSeq, a predicted model, not a curated record
UGAAGAGCUUCAUUUGAACAGAGCUCAAAACAACACAGAAAAAAAACCCUUUUCUACUCCCAAAUUUUUCCACUUCAAUUUUAUUUGAAUUUUCAGAAAAAAUCAUCUGAAAAUUCGAUUAAUUCCGCGCUCGCAGAAAUGGCCGGAGAAAAUUCGUCGAAGCCAGUGAAGAAAGAAGAAAUUGAAGACGACGACGAAGACGAUAGGAGCAUCGCCUCCACUUUUGCGAACCGGAAAAACAAAUCGCCGAGCAAAAGCAAUGCCGCCGCGAAAUCGCAGCCGAAGGUGAAGAAGGAAGCGAACAAGCUCAAAAAAGAGGAAGCCGAUGAAGAUUUCGAUGAACCUUCCUCAAAUAAAUCCACCGUAAAAACUGAAACCAAGGUGCAGAAAAAGAAGGUGAAAGAAGAGGCGGUAAAAACGAAGAAAGGAGGUAAAACAGCUGAGAAAAAGGAUGCUAAGAAGAGAGAGAAGAAAGUGUUUGAUUUACCAGGUCAAAAGAAGGAUCCUCCUGAAGAAAGAGACCCGUUGAGGAUUUUCUACGAAACACUGCACAAGCAAGUGCCCGGUAGUGAGAUGGCGGCGAUAUGGAUGAUGGAGUCCGGUUUGCUUCCGAAAGACGAAGCAAAGAAAGUUUUCGAGAGAAAACAGAAAAAGGGCCAGCAGCAAAAGCUCAGUUCGCCGAUGAAAAAAGUUGUGACUGUGAAGAAGAAAGCUGGAAAUACGACCACCAUUGAAAAGAAAUCUUCGACUACUCCAAUUUCUACCGAGCAGAAGAAAAGGACGAAAAUGACCUCAGACACCAAAACUACCUCGAAGAAACGAAAGAGCAAAGAUAGCUCUUCUGAAGAAGAUGAUGAUGACUUUGUAUUGGAUGCUAUUAAGUCCAAGAAACAGAGAGUUUCUUAAUUCUAGGUCUAUUUUUAUUUUUAAUUAAUCCCUCUUAAUUGGUGAUGUAAUGAAUUUUAAUCAAUUGACUAAAUUACUAAAAGACCCUCUUUAGAUUUUAUUUGUU